AUGGGUAGUGAUUCUGAUAAGUUUGAUUGCACAAUACCGAGGAGCCCAAUUACAAUGUUGCAGUCUUUUGGUCUUGUACUAAAGAAGCUAGUACCUAAUGCAUUGCUUGGCGCGUUAGGGACACUGUGUGAAAGCAAAGCCGAAUUUGAACAUCAUAUUUCCGUUGCAAUUCCACAGUCUGGUUUUGAUACAAAUACGAGCAACAGUCAGAAGAAAACUAAGUCAACUGGUAUGGCACCACCAAACAUGGCUGAUCGACAAUCGAUUUCCGAAUUACUGAAUUCUAUAUCUGAGAUAAAAGUUGUGUUUUCAGAAGCUUUUCAUUCAUUAGACUUGUUUGAGAACUAUAUCAGAACGCCAGGUCAGGAAACUGCUAAACCUUUGAAAUCGUUGUUUGACCGUGGAAAAAGCGCCAUUAACGAGCUUUUUACACCAGAAAAUACUGACAUCUUUUUAGACUUUUUGCGUACAUUUUUAAUUAGUCAGUCUUCCCAGGACGACAAUAACGAAGGCAAAAAAUAUCAAGAAUUUGUUCACGAAAGCUCCAACCCUGUAAAUAGAAACUUGAAAAACAAUAAUGAUUUAGAUUCUCAACCAAACAGUAUUUCCAAGGAGGCAUCCCAAUUAGAUUUUGAAAAAGAAAAAUCGCGUCCUUGUUCACCAAAAUUUGAAACCAACAAAACGAAAUUUGAAAGCAAACUAAGUAAUGCUAAGCAAAGUGAUGAUACAAGACACCCAGAAAGUAUAUCCGAAAUACUUCAAGAUAAUUCGACGCAAGCUUCGCAGGAACCAAGGGUGAUGCAUAAAAAGAAACCGGACAAAAUCCAGACUACGAAAGCGAAAGAUUUCGUAAAUUUGCACCAGGAGGCUUCAGGUAGUCAACUAGGUGACAAAGACAUCUUUGAUUUACUAAAACCACCAGCCUUGAUGAAGACAAUGAAAAAACUGGAAGACGAAAAUCUUUCUCUCCGAAAACAAUUGGAGUCAUUAGAAAUUAAAUUCCAUGAAUACGAAAAGAUUUUGGUUGAACUUGGACAAACCACUGUUGAGGAAACUGCGAAAAUAAACGAGGAAAGAAAAUCUGAACUCUUUCAGCGAAUAUUUCGUUCCCCAAUAUCCAAAGCUAAACGAUCUGUUGUGGCCAUUGGCUACCCAAAUGACCAUCAAAAUGGUUAUCAAAAAAGCUCUCGUGAUGUAAAUACGUUCCCAAAACCUCAAAUUAAAAGUGAAAGUGCAAACCCUCCACAACCUAAUGCUUCAGUUGUCCAUCUACCUGCUUCUAGUGAACAACCUGUCAAUGGGGCCGAAGCCUUAGUGCCAGGAAGUAAGCAUCAACACGAUGGAGAAAAGAAAAUGAACACAGGAAACAAAGAUGAAAACGAAUUUCGUGGAGAGAAUCAAGAAAGGUCAGUGGAAUUAACCAUCGGGGAUAACAGCGAAAACCAAAUUCGGGCAACGCAAAACUCGUCAAGUGUUACAUAUAGAAAAAAAACAAGUAGCAAAGAAGGAAUCAGCCUUUACCGAAAAGUCAAGCACACUAGUGACUUGGCAUCCACAUCCGGGCAAGGCUAUGAUGAUUUAUCAAUUUCGAUCGAACAAGAUGAUUCUGGAAGAGAAAGAAUAUCCCUGUGUAAUGUACCACCUACAUCAGUGGCAACAACCUUGUACAAUAACUACAAGUUUUUGUUACUAUCUCUUGGCCAAAGGCUGCUUUCCUCAGAGGUCGUGAAGCUAAGAGAUUGGGUAACUCGGAAUUUCUCAAUCGACAAUCCUCAGAAUGCUACUGAUGCUCUUGUUCAACUUGAUCAAAAAGGAGUCAUCAAUGCUUCAGAUUUGAGUCAACUCUGUGAUUUCUUUGAGUCCAUUGUCAGAUUUGAUCUUGUGUAUAUUAUAGAUGCAUUUCUCCUUGGUGAUUAUAGUUUACUUCGCCAAAUUCCAGCAUCUAAACACCGCGAUGUAAAUAGGGCACACAACCCUCGACGCAGAGCCACUUCAAAUUAUUCAGGUUUGUUUGAUGCGGUGAGUACCAGUCAAAUGCCAAACAAACCACUUGCUGACGGUACUUUACAAACUAUUGGACUGAUUGGAAGCACCAAUCCAGCAACUUCAAGCAAACCAGAAAAAAGCAAUGGAGCACAAAACUCUACCCUUCAACAAACACAACAAGCAGCUUCAACCAAUUCAAAACAUUACUCUAGGUCUCCCAAUAAACACCAAUCCACGAUCCCUGAGCAGCAAACCCUAAAACCUCUUGCAACUGGUUUUCCUCCCAUCAGAAUGGCUGAUGUAGUUGCUGCUGAUGGUUCUGUUACAAGUAAGUGCACUUUAUAUUUUUAAGGUAUAGGUAUCUAUGAAACAAUUAGAACGUUCCAUUUGAGGCAGGGAGGGUGCAGAGAUUAUUGACUGUAAUUUAGUUAAGCUUGUCGUCUCUGAAGAUUGAAUCUUGUUCUCCAAAUGUCGAAACUUGCAACUGUAAAACACUUUGACCUCUAUAGUGAAAAGAGCAAUGGAUGUAAUAAUUCAAUGGGUGCAGGUCUCGUUCUGAAUUUACAUUCGUCAAUUUAUAUUGGAUUCUGCCUUUUGCACAACGAAACUUCAACUCUAUUGAUACUCGAUUACAUAAUAUACAAAUCCGUUGUUCCUUUUGUUGAAAGAUGUCCAAAUUAUGCGUUUGCACGUGUCUUAACUAUUAACUUUCAUAGGAUAGCCUUUACUGAAUUAACUGUAUACAGUAGGAACGGCGCUUUGAUCUAAAACAAUUGUCUCAGCAAAAAUGUGAAGUGUAGUUUAUUCUUGCAGAGAUUUUAGAUCCUUUCAAGGUCACAUUUCUGUGUGACUUCCAUAUAGAUAACGUAGUUCAGUAUCUGAAAUUACAUUGCAAGUUGGAUUGAAAAUGAGGCAUUGUUCUAAGAAUUUUCUAAUUUAACUAUAAAACGUUUUAUAUCCGUUGUUGUUUUCUGGAGCAUUCCUCACUGCAGUAACAGCGCACGGAUAAAAUGAGAUGGAUAUCUGGACGUUUCCAGCGACUACACAUAAGUGCACAUUGUGUUUUCUCCUACAGUCACACUAGCGAAAUAAGAGCUAAGAUGGUCCUCACCGGACCUAUAGGAAUAAAGCUGUUUAAAGCCGAUAUAAUUCUCUUGUGGAAGGGUUAGAGGGAAAGUUUCCUAUAAUUUAUUUCUACUGUUUGAAAAAACAGACGAAACAAGAAUAAUGACAAGAAAUUCUUCCCCAAGAACUGAUCCAUCAGUGGCAAACAGCGCACGAAACACUCAGACAGUCGGUAGUAAUGGUUUAAAACAUUCCAAAUUCCAACGUCAAGACACAGAACGAAGCAACGUUUCUAAUUUCCAGUCCCCCAGAGGUUCUCGAAAUCGGGACCUAGAUGUAGCAAAUAAUUGGUUAUGCAGUCAUUACAAACGGCAUUGCUACGUCAAAUUCGAAUGUUGUGACACGUUUUGGCCGUGCCAUCGUUGCCAUAACAACCAAAGCACGUGUGGUCACAAGAGGCUGAAGUCACGUGACACAAAGAUGGUUAAGUGUGCACAUUGUAACAAAGUGCAACAGGUAACGCAAAUUGCUGUCUUAUUUUAAGUUUUUAAUUUGUAUCGACGACUCAUUAAGUUCAUAUUCGUAGUCUGAGUAAAGGCCUGCCCAUGGCGGUCUCCGAUGGAUAAAAUUCAUUAUAUUUUUACACUUUGAAAGUUUAUAUUUAAUCUUGUUUUUUAUAUAUUCUUGGUGUUUUGGAUUAUUUUUAUGUAAUAUCAAGGAGUUAUAUGCUGAUUGAUGAUUUAAGAUCAUCAAACUUUUGCAACUUGGUCGAACCCUAAAACGCAAAAAAUGCGCAGCAACAGACCGUAGAUUUUAAAAUUUCUUCUAGAAUGCCUCCGAAUUCUCUUGCAGAUUAACUGUAUUAUGUAAUAUGAAUGAGUCGAAGUUGCUAACAGAUUUAGCAACAAUAAAAUAUAACCAAACUAUAAAAUAUCAGAAUUGAAUAAUACUUAAAUGUGCUUCUGGUAUUUUUUGGUUCCCGUGUGUGGAAAACAAGAGUUGCAAAAAGUUCUCAGCGUUCCUUCGGGUAGAAUUUCAAGUUUUUAAACCUUGCUGAAAACAAUGUGAAUUAUAGAAUUUCCAUAUUGGGAAAUGCAUAAAUUAUGCCAUUCAAAAUUGGCAUCUGAUAAGUGUUUAGCCUUGAUCAGUUGGUUGAUCACAUUGCAUGUUAUCGCCAGCGUUAGCAAAUGUUGCAGCAGAAAACAACUGCUGCAAUUUUGGUUUGUUUAAUAACAAACACCAACAAAGAUGUUGGACACCUGUACAUUUUACAGCAUUAUUUUUCAUUUUAUUGUUUUCUCUUCGGUAUUAUCCAGUGUGAUAGUCAUGCGGUAUUGGUAUACUAUCACAGUAGUUACCAGCACAACAUCAGCAUCCUGCCAACCUCGACCUGUCAAGUAUCAUUUGUUUAGUGUUAGUGUUGAGCAGAGUGUUCCGCAUUAAACGUUCCUCACAGGUGGUACCCGCAUACCCGCAGCUUUUUGGGAACCCUGUUCAGUCAUGAUUUGCGUUCAAUCAUAGUUGUUUCAAAAUAUUCAGUAAAUUCAAACCAACAUAUCAAAACUAUUGCUUUUACUAUUUAGUUCGGUCAAUUUUGCUGCGAUUGUGGUGCACAAUUUUCCGAGUAUUACUGUGGAUUGUGCAAACAUUUAACUGGCAAAGAUGAUCAUCCCUAUCAUUGUGAAAGAUGCGGAAUCUGCAGGUAUGAUUUAGUUAGCUUUCAUAACACUGUCUUGUCCUAUGGAAAACAUGAUUUAAUUACUGUUUUAUUGAAAUGCAUUUCAUGAAAGAUUCAUACUAUAUAAAACAAAUGAGGUUAAUAGUUUUCUCUUUUCCGCUUUUCACCUCUGAAAAACGAACAAUAUGCUGUUGUCUCAUCAUAACUGCGCUUCACUUGCAUUUGAGAGAGUGAUUCCAGUCUUUGGCUUCCUUUACAUUUUGGAUGACAACAAAACGAAGUUAUUAUCUCGCAGGAAAUAAUUAUUUACAAAAUUAAGCGAAGGAAAGCAAAGCAAAGCAGAGCAAAGCAGAACAGAACAGAGCAAGGCAAUGCAAAGUAAAGCAAAGAUUAGACACAAAGUGAAGGUUAGACGAAGAGCUUACAAACUAAAGCUGUUUGCACGCACGUAAACUGCUAUACCCAUUCGAGUUUUUAACAGCUAUACAUUAAUUCAAGAGAAGAAAUUGUGCAUUUGCUUAUCACAAAAAUAUCCUUCUUUAAUUGAGAAACAGUUAGAGCUUGAAACCAGGGGCGUUGGAAGAUUGUAAAAGUUCGGGAAGCCGACUCACACGAGGCGCCACCGUGGUUGGGGCCGACUAUGAACAAUUUUGAAAAUUUUGAGUCUCCAGAUCGUCGGAAAUGGCAUUUUCAGGGUCUUCUCUACCACUUUCGUUAAGGCCCUUUCAAAUCUUUUAAUAUGAUUUGUAAGCAAUAAAUAUGUUUACUUCAUGGACUGGCUAGAUGAUAACUAUUUGGGCAAGUAAAUACCGCUGCCUAACAAGCGGCAUAGACCAAAAUGUCAAUGAUCCAAUGACAAAAGACAAAAUAUAAACAAAAUAUUAAUAGACAAAAAUGUUGUUAUUAAAAUAACAAUGAACGGUUGUAGAUACGUUAUUAAUAUGACAUACGGUUUCAAAUAUUUCCAGUUCCGAGAAUUUCGCAAUAUUGUUGAUUAUUUUUUUAAUCCAAUAAUUUUUUUUGAGGGGGGCGAAAGCUAUCCCGCCCCUCCUUUUCCCCUUAUGAAAUAGUAGGGUGGUGGUGGUCCCCCUGCGCCCUACUCCCGUGCGUAGUAAGUAAAACCAAGGAUAUAGAAGCACCAAUUUAAAAAAAAAUGUUAUAGCCUUUGAAAAGUAACUAACGUUUAAAUUCGCCAAUCAGAAUGCACGAGAUGUAGUAGCCAUUCAAGAAUUUCCACUACUGAGCUAAGGAUGGACCUUACUGGUCCACUGGGCAAAACAGUCUAAAACUGCUGGAGCUUUUGCAGUAGUAGAAAUAGAUUCAGUGAAACACUCUAUUUUAAUUUAGAAUUCAUGGAGACCGUUCGUUCCAUUGUGAUGUCUGUGGUGUUUGUUUGGAUGUUCAACUUCGUGGAAAUCACAAAUGUCGUGAAGGUUCUGCACAUGAUGAAUGUUGCAUUUGUUUGGAGGUAAUGUAUCAAUGUAUAUGCCUUACCGCAUGUCUAUGCCCGUUGCCUCUCAAUUUAUAUUUUCGGACUUACAUGCCCAGUAACUAUAUUUGUUCUAACAAUCUAUGCAUUAAAUGGACCAUGAUGAUCAAGCAUUUCUUUACGUAUUUGAAUUCAUCGGGUUCCAGCGGGCACAAAAUGCGUGAAAUUGGAACUACGAUGCUGUACUUUGAUCGCAUGUGCACACUUGCAAGUCGCAAUAAAGGUCAUUUUUGAAUUUUUAAAUUUCCACAUGGCAAAAGUAUUAUAAAUAUUUUAGUUUAUUCCUAGUGCGGUAUUUUUAUAUUUUUAUAUAGUUAAAAGUUAAUCUCUGUACAAAUGUAGAAAAACUAGGAAUGGUAGUAACUUAUAUCAGGCUAAUAUUACACUAAAUUCUUCAACAGGUUUUGUUUUGCAACCAGCGAUUUCGGCAAGUUGCAAGGGAUCUACCAUAUUCUCAGAUUUUGCAUUUACAACAUCGCGUUGUACAAUCUACUAUAUACUGUUGGAACCAUAUUUCAAAGUGAUAAAGGAAGGAAGUAUAGAUAAAACUAUGAUGUCUUUGAUUUUUGGCCAUGGGCCAAAUAACAAUGGAAAACUAGUGAAAAUAAUUUCCGUUGGAAAAUCACAAUGAACGUGAGAUGCCAUCAUGAUUCGCAAGUCAUGAAAUUAAAAACAAAUUUACAAGCCCUUUUGUCAUUGUAAAUACAUACUGUAUAAAGAUCGGCAGUUAAAACUGUAACCCAAACUUCGCAUUGAUAAGGAUGCAACCACCUAAAAAAAUAUAAGGAGAACUUCGACGUAUCGUGCGCCCUUCGUCGGGAAGUUAAUACCCACUAACUUCGUUUUGUGUCAGUAUACUAAUUUCUCGACGAAUUAAGAGCUUCGCUCAAAACGUUGAAGUUCUCCUUUUUUUCAGGUAGUUGUAUCCCUAUCAAUCCGAAGUAGUCUUAUUAAGCCGGUUUUCCACUUCGCCCGUACCGUAUCGAAACUUAAUGGUGAGCAUGCGCAGAUUGAAAAGAGGCUUAUAAAUCCACGUACUUCCGGGUGUAUUCGCGUAUCAAAAUAAAAAGUUCGUCGCAAGUCAACUUUUUGUACUAACCAGUACUAACCAAUCAACAUUCACAAAAUUUUGAAAUUUAAAAACGUUUUUGAUACGUUUCGGUACGGUACGCUUGAAGUGGAAAACCGGCUUUAUUGACACUAUACCUACACUGGAACAGACCAUUCAAGCAUAUAUAUAUUUUAAAUAGUACUUUUAAAUCUUUUUAAAAAAAAUUUUUGCUUAUAGGAUGCUUUCACUGGAUGCCAAAUUCUUCCAUGUUCUCAUAAAGUGCACAAAGAAUGUGCAACUCAAAUGAUACGCAGCGGAAUGUGAGUACAUUAUACUGUAUAUUUGUAAAUUGAUUAUGUUCAGUACGAUUGGAAAGCAAGUAAUGCAUGUAAUUGCAUGGUAUGUUUAGUAUCGUACGUUGAACCCAGUGAGUAUAUCCAGUAUUAUAUAUUGAAGGCUUUAAAGAAAGUCAGCUGGUGUGUUUUGAAAGGCAUACGUGAAAGAAAUUCGCUAAUUUUUUUUACAAAUGAACAAGUUCACAAAAUAAAUAAGGAAUAACAAUGCUUGUGAUGUUUGAAAAAGUUUUUCAGGCGACUCAUGCAAUUUUGGCAAUAUUUUUCAAAUAUAAUUCGUACUGAUUAUCCUAUAUUGUUGCGCUCAUCGUCAAAUAAUUGUCUAUACCAAUGACUAAUUAUAAUACUAAUAUCUUAAUUAUUAGUUAAUUAUUUGAUUCUGAUUGGUUAAAAACCUUGUCAAUUACGAUUAAAAGUCGCGUAUUUUUUUUUCGAAAAACGCUCAAAGCUUAGCCAGGGUCAUUUUCGACGCCCUUCAGCCGUGGAGGCAAAAUGCCCUGGGAACGAGGUUGAUAUUUUUUGAGCUCUUAUUUUGCCAUGAGCGCUUUGAUUAUGUUUAAAUAAUAAAGAAAAAGAAGAAGUAAAAAUUAUUCACAUUAAUCGUUGCUGAUUACUCGUGUAAAAUUGACUAAAAUGAUAUUAAUAGGAAAUUACACUUGUUCUCGAAGUAUUAAUGAAAGGUCACACUUGUGUUUGGCGAAAUAUUUCCCCCCCCGCCGAGCCAAUUAAAGGUCCAGACAAACCGGACGCGAUUUGACAACGCGACGCGUUUUUUUAGUUUUUGAAUGUUAAUAAAACAGCCAAUAAGAACAAAUUUUAAAAGAUAUGUAGACCAAAUAACUCAAAAUGUUAUAGCGUUUCUGAAUAUUUGGAAAAUUUAAACUAGGAUCAAAGUUAUCGGUCAGUGAAAAUCGAAAGAUCGCGUCGCGUUGUCGAAUCGCGUCCGCUGUGUCUGGACCAUAACGGCGCGGAGCGCCGUUCCGCCCGUAAGCCCGGGGCGAAAGUACUAAUUCCGCCCGGUAUUUACACCCGGGAAAACGAAAGCAUUAGCGCAGUCUGAAGCCAUCAAUGAUCGCAUGUGUGAGUGACCAACGAUGGGUGGUCAUCCUCACUGAUCUCAAAAAUAUGGCGGACUGUCGUGAGUAACGAACACUGAUUGGUCAAAUCAAAAGUUUUUUAGCUUUUUAAAAAGUAAAGGCGAAAGAAUUGUUAAAGGAAGGGAGUAAAGGCGCCGACGUUAACGAAGGUAGAUUUGUUUUAAAUUUUGAUGCAGUAUUGUUCGCUUUAUAAUUGCAGAAAAACUGAUCGUUGACGUCGCGUAUAUUUUAAGUGAAACAGGCAGCAUAUAAUUUCAGUAUUUCCUUAUUGAUUACCCUUUUUAUAUUAAAAUUUUCAAAUAAAAAGAAAGCAAAGUUUUUUGAAUGCGAGAAUUUUACAUCAUUUUAUUUCAAACUCAAAAUUUUUCGAUAAGGUAGUUUAGUUUUAUAAAGAAUAUUUUAAAACGUCUUGCAUAGCGUUUGAGGUUGAAUUUUUCCUUAAAUUGAAGCUUAUAUUACGUAUAAUGACAAACCUAACAUAUAUAUGUUUGGGAAAAAGAUAAUUUUGUAAUUAAUUAAAAGUGAUAUUUUUCGUAAAAACAUUCUUCACAAAAUUAUCGUGUUACCAUGACAACUACUUUAAAUACUUCAUGUUCGGAAAAUACAAUGGUUUUGUCAGCAAGGCGAGGGGUUUCUGCAUGCAUGUAUUUUUAAUACUACUAUAAAUGCUUUUUUUAAUACUACUAUAAAUGUAUACUACUACUAUAAACGUAUACUACUACUAGAAAAUACAUGCAUGCAGAAACCAUCGCCUUGCUGACAAAACCAUUGUAUUUUCCGAACAUGAAGUAUCUACAGUAGUUGUCAUGGUAACACGAUAAUUUUUUAAGAAUAUUUUUACAAAUGAAAAAUCGCCUAAAAAUAUCACUUUUAACAUAGACAGCCCAAAACGGCGUGUAGAAUGCACCAAAUGCUUCCAAAUGUCAACUUAUAUUAAGCUCGCCCUAUUCCUCUGUUAUUUGUCGCGCGCGCAAGCACUCAAUUGAAAAGCAGUGUUGAUAUAUAUAUAUAGAUUAUAUUUAACAAAUAUAAAACAUUUUCCGUGUUGAUAUAACUAUAUAUCAAUACGGAAAAAAUGUUUUAUAUUUUUUUUAUAAUAUAGCAAUGUCAAAAGCCCGAAGAAUAAGAAAAAUUUCCGUGUUUACAAGCGGCGGAAAAUUUCCCGUGUUGACAUGGAGUUAUAUCAACACGGCUCUUAGCCAAUUAGCGUUCAGAAUUUACAAAUACUAUAUUAUAACUAUAUAUAUCAACACUGAACAGGUGGGCAAUUUGUCGACGCUGACCAAAAAUAGCGGCUCAUUUCUUUUUGAGUUGCCAUUUUCGCGUCGAAGAGCAAAAAUAUAGACUGUCGGAGAAUAUUUUAGCUGUUUACUAUCAAAUAUGUUUGUCAAACAGUUCAUAAUCUCACUGAGGAAGGCCAACGGUUUCUGAAAAGCUAAAGUACGUCGAAAUCAGCGUUGGAAUAGACUAUAUUUUCACCGGGGAAACAUGAACUAAAUAGAUAUUGACAUCAAUACUAAAUUUCUCUCGUGCCUACAGAGCUAGUUGGAUUAAAACAGAUGUUAAGAAGUAAGUGAAAAUGUGAAUUUUGUGAAUUAUACUUUCAUUAAAAAGUUUCAGAAGGGCUGCUAGUGUCAAACUACACGUGUGACAGAGCUGUCAGUAUACCCAUAUUUCAAUGUUUAUGUUGAAAUGGCCCAUCUUCUUUGAGGUAUAGCUUAAAAAUUAGGGUAUGCUCAUCACUUGAAACUAGCUUUAAAUCAAAGUUUUAUCUAUAGUCUUUUUAUUAGAAUUGAAGUCAUUCAUGGAAAAAAUGUGCCAGAGGGUUGAAAUUGCCCUUGUAAAUGUACACUAUUUUUGAUAUGUUUGGGUUAGUAUUUUGAAAAGGUGUUCUGGAAGAAAAAUAUGUCUUGAACAAUACUGGUUGACCCUUAAAUUAUGACUAGUGUUGUGUAAAUCACAGAAAAUUGAAAAAAGUCUGGUCCAUACACAAUAUUUUGGAUUCUAUGAGGUCCCAAAUGCGGCUUAUUUCAAUGUUUAAUCUGUUUACGUGGAAAAACAUAGAAAAUUGAAUAAGUCAAGAAUUUGACUAUGCUCAUCACCCAAAACCAGGUUUUUCUAAUUGCUUUUUCACCUGGGUUUGUGGCAAUACCAGUUAUGCGACCACGAAAAAUGCGCGCGGCACUUUUUUUGGACACUGAAGAUGACAACAUUUGAUGUUGUUAUAUAUUGCCAUCCUCUUAUCAUAGUAUAACUUAACUUAUUUUAGUGAGUUUGUUAAAGAAUUGUGCUCACUAUAUGCCUGUAGCAUCUAAAAAAAAUUUCAUAGCAUUAGAUGAUAAAUUUAAGUUCUGUUUUCUUUUAUUUUUAGGUGAUAGUAUCUGUUCACAUGUGUGUUGGUAUCAAAUUUUGCACAAGAUUUAAUUAUUAUUUCACAUUCCUUUAUUGAAAUAUUCAAAUAAAUAGAAUGUGACAUCAAGCUGGAGAACUAAAUACUGUUUCCAAACUUGUUUUUGUAAAAAUAGAAAAUAACAACUUAUUAUGUGUUGUUCUAAUAAAAACUAUGGUUUUUGAUAUGCAUAUUUAAUUUUUGAAAUUACAUUUCAUUCUUUGUUAAAAUGUGUACCAGGAAUACUGAAAUCUUUCAGAUCAGCUAACAAUACCUUUGUAACUUAUAUAGCCAAGUGUUCUGUCUAUUUCUGUUCAGAUUAAUCAAAUGAUGGGUAAAAUAUUAGAUUAGAUUUUUUCAAAAAAAAUGAGCUUGCCUGUUUUCAAAGCGUAAAAAGCACUAAAAUAGAGUAAAAGUACUUAUUUUCAAUAUAAAACCUUUGGAAUGCAUAGCUUAAUGUUUUCCACUAAAUAUUACAAAGUCUUCGUUCAUUAAAAUGUUGUUUUAUCAGUUUUAAAAGCAAAUAAAUUCACGAAACACUCCCAAUAAAUGUCGCCAUAUUGAUUUUCUUCGCGGAUGCUCAGACAAAUUGCCCACCUGUUUCAACACUGCUUUUCAAUUGAGUACUUGCCAUAGAUAUAGGAGAUCUAGAUUGCUAACGCAUACCUAGCGCAGGUGGGGCCUACAUGAUAAAUCCAAGAUGGCGGUACAACAGGGCAAAAAGACUAUAGAUUCUAUUACGAAAAUCAGGAUUUUUGCAUUUUUUGCCGUCGCAUUGUUUUGAAACCUAUUCGGUCAAAUUUUAUGGUAAAGAGAAACUUACCGCGAAGAUUUUGAGCAUAUAUAUGAUUGAAUUGGAUGAAAAAUCGCAAAAUUAUCCAGCGAUAAAAGUUCGUGUGAAAUGGUCAGUUGGUCAGUUGGAGCGUUUUAUUGCCAGAAAUACUGUGCUAUGUUAACAUCUAGCCUUGUGAAUGGUGUUUUAUACUUGCAUCUCUCAUCAUCAUCUGCUCUGUCCUCAUAAUUAUGAAAAAUGAACUGUUAUGUACCCCCCCCCCCUUGCUUGUUAGAGAAGUAAACUGAUGAGAGCACUGGAUGAGGGUCUAUCAUCUAUGGUCUGUUAUAAUUUGCUUUUUAUGCAAAUAGUGAGCAAAAAUUAAAGCAAAACUGUACAAGUUACAUAUGUAGUACUAUAUCAGUACUAUACACGAACUUUUAUCGCUGGAUAAUUUUGCGAGUUUUCAUCCAAUUCAAUCAUAUAUAUGCUCAAAAUCUUCGCGGUAAGUUUCCCUUUACCAUAAAAUUUGACCGAAUAAGUUUCAAAACAAUGCGACGGCAAAAAUUGCAAAAAUCCUGAUUUUCGUAAUACAAUUUAUAGUCUUUUUGCCCUGUUGUACCGCCUUCUUGGAUUUAUCAUGUAGGCCCCAUCUGCGCUAGGUAUGCGUUAGCAAUCUAGAUCUCCUAUAUCUAUGGUGCUUGCGGCGCGCGACAAAUGACAGAGGAAUGGGGCGAGCUUAAUAUAAAUUGACAUUUGGAAGCAUUUGGUGCAUUAUACACGCCGUUUUGGGCUGCCUAUGCUUUUAAUUACAAAAUUAUUAAUUUCCCGACAAAUUAUAUAUGUUAGGUAUGUUAUUAUACGUAAUAUAAGCCUCAAUUUAAGGUAAAAUUCAAUCACAAAUGCUUCGCAAAACGUUUUAAAGUCACUAGUGUUCUUUAUAAAACUAAACUUCCUUAUAAAAUGGCUGUAUCGAUAAACUUUUGAAUUUGCAAUAAAAUGAUUUCAAAUUCUCGCUUGCAAAUAACUUUUCUUCCUUUUUUAUUUAAAAAAUUCAAUAUCAUAAAAACGGUUUCUUAUGUUUCUAUUUUUCCUGUCUAACAUUGCUAUAUUUGAUAUCUUUCUAAUUUCGCACUACCAUCAACUAGACUUUCGGAAACACACUAACACUUUCCGUUUUCUUUUUUCACAGCACACGCUGCCCAAUCUGCCGUGAGAGUUUUGCGCACAAACUUGAACGACGACCACUGCCAAAUUCACGAACACGUUCGGGAAAAUAACUAUGGAUGAACAGCCAGUAGCAAGACUUUCAUAAACUUAAGACAAAUGUCGUAGAAUUUGAAUUUCUGGGUAACCUCGGCUAUUCACUUCGUUACUGUAAGUAUUUUAUUUUACUUGAAACAGCUAUCAUCGUGGUAACCUCAAAUUGUUUUUAUUUCCGAUGUUAUACACUCAGAUGAAGAUAUUAGAUAUAUGUUUGUGAUAUUGUCUCUGAGUACGUCCACACCGGGCAAGCUGAAAAGAUUAUUUGACUGCGUUGGAAAUCGUUCAUGACAUUAAAAAAUGAUGAAAAUUUCUGUAUUUAAUAGUUGAAAAUUUCUUCGUCUUAAUGUUCCUGAAGAUUUUUAAGAGCGGCUCCAAAAUUAUACAGUCCGUUCUGGGAGUAAUUAUUGUACAUUAGUCUCUGCGAUGCGUGAUACAAGCAUUUUAAUUAGGAUCUACAUUCUUCCAAAGCCCCGAAGCAUGAAAAUAUUAUAGUCGUCACCAUUUCGUUUAUAAUGUUGUAGUAAAUAGCAUUUGGAGACAAGUAGUAAUUAUUAUUUGGACACAUUUAUUAACGUUAAAACUUUACAUACAUGAAAAAUGGAUAUUAAAUUAAGAAUAUACACCUAUAAAUGAAGGACAAAUAAGGUUGGUAGUAUAGUACGUAAACAGGACACGAAUCGUAUUUUAAGACCAACCCAAGAAUGACAACAACCCAAGAAUGAGAUGCAAUCAUCUACACACUGAUAUAUUUGAACACAUAUUAACAUGAAAGCAACAAAUACUAAUAUAAAAGCAACAAUCUUGGUCGUAGGAACGACACUUGGAGAAAUAAGUCCUCCAAGAGCCCUCCAUUGUAUUGACGUCAAAGGUAGAUUCAAGCUUGGAAAGGUAGUGAGAAUACUCAAUACGAAAGGAAAGACUAUAAGUUCCAAAGGAAAACAACCCAGUUGAAAAACUAGUCUCUAAAAAGGGAAGUUCUGCAAAGAUUUGGAGUUACUAUGCUUUGUUGGUUUGUACGAGUGCGAGACACGGAGACAGAUAGACAUCUGAUCAUAAACGCAUUGUAUAAACACUUGAAAUAGAACAGAAGGUCCUUUACAUCCAUCCAGUAAUAUACUGGAAGUAAUUUGAGUCGUACAGGAUAAGACAAGUCAAAGUCUUAAAUCGACAAGAACGCUAAGUUCCCCGACUGGGAAUGAGUCCUUACAGGAAAUAAUUUUUUUCUUCUGUAUGUGUUCAACCUGUUCACCCGUUUCGGGUGCAUGCUCCUCCAAGAAAAUUUUAAAUUCUGAAUCUCUAAAUUUGAGGGUAUUGUACAGCAAAAUACACGUGCUGCAAAGCAUAGUUUCCUAAUUCCUUUAUUCGUUCCCUGAUGCCAACUCCCUUAGUAAUCUCACUUAUCUUAUCAGUGAGGUAUGGGCUCUUUGCACGAUUUUCUCUCCUGUAAGGUAAUUCCUGUGUCGAUGUAAACAUCAGUUUAUGUCGAUGUAAACAUUUGUGUCGAUGUAAACAUUCCGCUUCUCAUUUAUUUAGAUCCAGAUGGGACGUUUGAGUACAAUGACUUGAUCCACCGCAUUGUUUCUUCAUUUUAUACUAGUUUAAUUAGUGCAUGAAUGUAGCUUUUAGGAAGGCGAAAAUUAUGUAAUCACGAUAUCAUAUAGCGAAAUGUAUAAUUGUGGAAAAUCAAUAUUGUAAAAAUCUUUAAGUAUAGUUGUAUAUUCACAUGUAAACAGGGAAUUAUAGUAGGAAUGAAUAUGGAAAACUUAUCUUAGGCUGCUUUUAGAGUAGUUCAUUGGGACGGAUUGACGAAAUUAACAAAAUCCUUUCAAACUAUUUUUUAAUUUUCUGUCAUUGCACUGAUACAAGUGUUGAUAACUAUUGUACCAACUGAUUUCACUUUUCUCUACUGGAAUCAGGGCCGUAGUUCACCCAUAAGUAAUUCCAGG
Paramuricea clavata is the source of this 15092-nucleotide messenger RNA. NCBI's taxonomy places the organism in Eukaryota, Metazoa, Cnidaria, Anthozoa, Malacalcyonacea, Plexauridae. The record is from the annotation of a GenBank genome assembly.